UAUUAAAGACUCGGAUUUGAAAACCGGGUUAUGAUACAUCACUUGUGGUAACCCUAUAUUCCCAAAUCAAAGUUGCUCAAAUCGUGAUUCUUCAUCAAGGAGAGUUCUACACAUCUUGUUAUCAAUGUUGAGGUAGUUGAAGACAAAUUGUUCAACCGGUUUGAUUUAAGAGAAUGCAGAAUAUAAAAGAGGAAGAGGUGAAUCGUUGCCAGAUUCAGGAAUGGUACCCAAUUUUCAAAUCUGUAUCCAUCAAGACCUUAAUUCAUCAACUUCCUGAAUCUUUCAUUCAGUACCUUCUUGACGACUUGGGACCCUUCCUAUUGCCUGUUUCUGUUUUAAACGAAGAUGCAUUGCCGAAUAGAAUUCAUAAUCCUAUUGAUGAAGAAGACUUUCAGGUGUCAGAGGGAUCUGAAGAUGAAGCAGAAGAAUCUUCUCCACCCCCUUCUUUUCCAGAACUCGAGUUGCAAGUUAAGGAAUCCGUUGAGUCACUUGGUGGUGCAGUCUUUCCCAAAUUGAAUUGGAGCUCCCCAAAAGAUUCAGCUUGGAUAAGUACUUCUGGCUCUCUUCGCUGCACUACUUUCAGUGAGAUUGCACUUCUGUUCCGAUCAUCCGACUCAUUAGUCCACGACUUGUGUCAUGCUUAUGAUUCCUGCGAUGAUAAAUCUUCAUCUAGACCUCAUAAUUUCUUCCUUGCUCUGCGUAAAUGGUAUCCGUCCCUUAAGCCAGAGAUGGAGUUUCGGUGUUUUGUGCGGAAUCAGAAAUUAGUUGGAAUCUCUCAGCGAGAGGUCACUACUUUUUAUCCCAUUCUUCUUGAAAAGAAGAAUGGUCUCCUGUUACAGAUACAAGGAUUUAUCAACAAUCAUGUGAGAAAUAAAUUUGAAUCAGAAAACUAUGUGUUUGAUGUUUACAUUACAAACGAUGAGAGAGUUAAGAUUGUGGAUUUCAACACCUGGGGUGGCUUUACGUUGUCUUUGUUGUUUACAUGGGAAGAAUUAGAGCAUAUUCACAGUGAAGGAGAUGAUAGUGUGGAGUUUAGAAUUGUCGAAGAUUAUUGUGGCGUUAGGCCGGGCCUUAAAACAGCAGUUCCACAUGAUUACUUGGAUACAAGUCAAGGAAGUGGUUGGGAUCAGUUUCUAAGGAAUACUGCUGACGAAGAGUUAAGACAACAAUCUACUGAAGCUGGUGCAUGAUAAUAAAUUCUUGUUCGAGAUAGCAAAUAGAAUAGUAUGUUCGCUAUUUUUAUAUUGUUUACUGAGAUUUUAAACAAAGGGGGGAAUAAAGCUUGUGUUUGAAACAGUUCUACCCUAUUGAGGAUGUUUUUGUAUUCUCACAUAAAUUACUACUCACCUCAGUCUAAUAUUUGGCAUUGCUUCAUGCCUUCAGUGUUAUUUCUUCCCUCAUGUUUUAGUGAAGGUUUUUUUACAACAUUUAA
Medicago truncatula (barrel medic) is the source of this 1432-nucleotide messenger RNA. Its product is annotated as cell division cycle protein 123 homolog. Gene Ontology annotation, cellular component: cytoplasm. Bases 174 to 1190 code for a protein of 338 amino acids. The record is from RefSeq and is a predicted model, not a curated record. The transcript is spliced from 2 exons. Lineage: Eukaryota; Viridiplantae; Streptophyta; Magnoliopsida; Fabales; Fabaceae.